Molecule: messenger RNA, 956 nt
Organism: Cucurbita maxima (winter squash)
Lineage: Eukaryota; Viridiplantae; Streptophyta; Magnoliopsida; Cucurbitales; Cucurbitaceae
Product: monothiol glutaredoxin-S15, mitochondrial
Exons: 7
Coding region: 181-693 (170 amino acids)
Source: RefSeq, a predicted model, not a curated record
CUAAACCCUUUUGCUAAGCCCCAACCAUCCAUCGGAACCGCCUGUAUCUCUUUGUCUUCCACGUUUCCGGCGAAAAUCCCCAACUAUCCAUCGGAACCGCCGAGCUAUUUCCGGCGAAAAUUUCAUCGACGAUAAUCUACUUGGACAUUGCUCGUUUAACAGAGUAUUAUAAUUGGAACAAUGGCGAAGUCAUUAUCAAGCUUGCUCUUCAAAGGCUUGGCAGGUCUUCCAGCUACUCGCACUAACAGAAUAGUGGUGCCUGGGUUUAAUUACCAGCAUGGAAUGAGAUACUCAACGACUGUACCUAAUGAUCCUGAUACUCAUGAUGAUUUCAAACCUACUAAUAAACUUGAGAAUUCUAGCCUUUCUUUGAGGGAUGUUGUUGAACUGGAUGUACAGCAAAAUCCUGUGAUGAUUUAUAUGAAAGGGGUGCCGGAUGCUCCUCAAUGUGGAUUUAGCUCUCUUGCUGUUAGAGUGUUGAAUUUAUAUAACGUACCUUUGAGUGCUAGAAAUAUCUUGGAAGAUGCCGAGCUUAAAAAUGCUGUGAAAUCCUUUAGCAACUGGCCAACAUUUCCCCAGAUUUUCAUCAAAGGAGAGUUUAUUGGAGGAUCUGAUAUCAUACUCAAUCUGCAUCAGACUGGAGAAUUGAAGGAAAAGCUCAAUGAUAUUGCAGCCAAUCAGAAGACUGAAUAAGUUCUCAGUCACCCAGUAUGAAGAAAGAGAUAUGGUUAAACCCAUCUUCCAUGGAUGGUUUGUGUUCAAUCAUUUAAACCUUUUUUUUUUUUAUAUUCCCUAAUAAAUGUGACUACAACUGUUAUUAUUAUUAUUUUUUUCCUCGUUUAGAAUAUUACAUCACAAGUGAUUAGCGAUUAUGGAGUUACUAUGUGUAUGAAUUUACUAAGCUAUUUUUUUCUUAUAACUAUUAGCUAUGGAAUAAAAAAAAAUAGACCCUUCCC